This is a messenger RNA of Ustilaginoidea virens, 3423 nucleotides long. RefSeq lists its product as uncharacterized. The record is from RefSeq and is a predicted model, not a curated record. NCBI's taxonomy places the organism in Eukaryota, Fungi, Ascomycota, Sordariomycetes, Hypocreales, Clavicipitaceae. Gene Ontology annotation, molecular function: protein-membrane adaptor activity. Gene Ontology annotation, biological process: nuclear envelope organization. The coding region runs from base 1 to 3423 and encodes 1140 amino acids. Gene Ontology annotation, cellular component: meiotic nuclear membrane microtubule tethering complex; nuclear envelope. The transcript is spliced from 2 exons.
AUGCCUCCUCGGCCAGUCCAGCGCCGGCAGCCAAGGUUCUCUUCCCGAGAACCUGACUCGUCCGUCAAUCAGAAUACCCUCUCCACCUUCCAGAAACCAAAUUUGCCCCCGCUGCAAGGCACACCCAGCUCAAGAAGACAAUAUUCUUACGGCGCAGAUGUCGAGCCGAUGCCCUCGCGACCAGGCCAUGGUUUGCAGCGGACUCAAGUGCGAGAUAUCGGCAGUGCCGUCAGAAAAGUUCUGACCAGACCCGAUGGCGAAGACGAGGAUCACACCGAGGAUCACACCGAGGAUCACACCGAGGAUGCGAUGCAAACUCCACAGCCGCAACGGCGGCAGUCACGACCAAUCGCCCAAGCCGAACCAGGCGACCUGGCUGCCGGGCCGCAGCAGAGUCGACACCAACCAUCCUAUCUGUCUGGGCCCUCUGCUCCUGAACCGUCAAGCCGUCCAUUAUUCUCAACGCGAAACCAUGUCGCCGAAACCAACGACGCUGAUGAUGUGCGCAGUUUUGGCAUGGAGAGUGAUUUCUACGGUGAUGCAACGAUAGAAUCGACACCUAGAGCCCCAGUUCCUCAGCCAUCGCCACUCCGUGCAGUUCAGACAGCCGAGAGCCCGACCCCAAAUGAUGUUACGCGGCGGUCCACUCGGCAGAAACGAGCAAUACUGUCAAGCCAGGACGAGGCUGGCCUUGCCCGACAGCCCGUGAGCAACGCAAUUGAGGGACUUGCGACUACCGCUGCAGGACCAUCGCCACUUCGAUCUGCGCCUCGUCGACCUCCUAAGCCCCUGUUGCCACCACCCAAGACGCAGCCAGUUUUGGAAGGCGAAACGGAGGAGGAGGAGGAGGAGGACGACGACGACGACGACGACGACGACGACGAAGAAGAAGAAGAAGAAAAUGAAGCAACCGAAGAAGACGUUCAAGAAGGAACCGAGGCAGAUGAGGACGAUGCACUUUCCCCCCCAACGCAACCGCGACAUUCCGCCAACACAAAUACGCCGGCCCCCAGGCGUCCACCGCCGAGCCGUAGGGACAAUGUUCAAACGAGAACAAGGCCAAGUGGGCCGUCCCCAGCCCUACCUUGGCCAAGGCGAUCUGGAACAACCAAAGCUCCACUGGGGCAGAUGGACCGAGCGGCGUCAAGUGCGUCAAACAGCGCUUGGCAAGAAGCAGCAAACCCGGCUUCAACCGAGCUUCGUAGCAAGAGGCAAGAGUCGGAAGCGGCCGAUUCUUCGCAGGACAGCUCCACCAGCUCCACCAGCUCCGGCCGAUGGCUGACCAGGAAAGCUGCAACGUCCAGCUUUUCAAGCUUAUUUGCUCAGGCCAAGUUCUUGGCGAGCAGUAGUCCUUUCGCCGCUCUGCGAAGGCGAUAUCCAACAGACCCAAGCGAAAGGCGUGCCGCCAUCCAGAGGGACAUUGACGACGCCGAGGCGGAAUUGGCUCAUGCGCGACGAGAGCAGGUGUUGUCUGGAGAAGGACGAGAUGGAGGAGGGCGUCAACGAUGGGGCUGGUUCAAGGCCUUGAUGCCCUCGGCAGGCCGGCAUCAGGUGGAGUUGGAUGACGCGGCGUUGCCGAAUGGGCAUCAGCAGCCCCAGCGGCUAGGAUUCUCUCUAGCACGGUUCCUGAAUCCCGUGACGUACAUUAGAGGGCUGGGGCGGCUUGUGGAAGUGUUGCUUGAUGGGAUUAUGCGUCUCAUCCACUACAUUAUACCCACCAAGCUAUGGGAUCGCCUGUCGUCCGUUUUCGAAUUCCUGCCGCACAUGUUGGCGGGCUUGUUAGCAUUCGCGCUGGCCUUUGCGCUGGCGACGCAAUUUGCCAGCUCGACCAACGGUGACUGGGCCCCAAGCGUCAUAGAAGCGACGCUGAGGACGAUUGACAAGGUGAAGCACGGGCUCCAGGACUUUGUGCCCAGCGUGACGUGGACGAAACGCGACCACUGGGUAGACGUCGAGGAUCUGUGGCAAGACGACGGAGCGGCAAGCGACCGGCUGGGGCAGUUCCUCGGUCGCAUGGAGGAGGAGUUUCUGUCCCUGAAACGCGCGGGCAAGAUGCACGAAGCGUCUGUCAAGAGGCUGGAAAGCAUUGUUCCCAGCAUUGUGCACAUGGAGCUGAAGGAUGGGAGGCCGGUUGUUUCGCAGGAGUUUUGGCACGCCCUGAGGGACUUGCUUCGCGCAGACGGGGGUUUCCUGACGCUGGACAAGGUGGGAAGCGACUGCGAGGUAUCCUCGGACAAGCAGUGGAGAGCCGUUGCGUCUCGACUGGUUCGCGACGCCACUUUUACCGCCAAGCUGAACGCGACCCUGGAGGAAUUCGAGACCAAGCUGGACGGCAAGAGGGCGGCAUUCUGGGACACGUGGGUCAAGGACAAUGACGACAAGAUUGCGCGCAUGCUGGGGUCGGCAGUCGAGCAGGUCAAGUCUGCAGGGUCGCAGAGGGAGUUUGAGGAGCGAGUGCGCGGCAUCGUCGAGGAGCAGCUGUCGCAGACGCAGCAAGUCGUCAGCCGGGACGAGUUCCUGCGCCACCUCGGCAACGAGCUCGCCAGCCACCGGGCCGAGAUGCGGGCCGAGCUCAAGGACCUCCAGCCGCAGCUGGAGCAGCUCGUCCGGCGGUCGGUCGAGCUGGCCACCGGGGACAGCCAGGCCUCCCGCGGGGGGGGGGUGAGCCGAGCCGAGGCGGCAGCCCUGGUCAAGGGCUUGGUGCGCGAGGCCCUGGCGGACGUGGACCUCGAGGCCCUGGCGCGCGGCACCAUCCACCGGCACUGGGACACGGAGCUCCGGCACCAGAUCAACUACUUUGCCGUGGGGUCCGGGGCCGCGAUCGACGCGCACCACUCGUCCCCGACGUGGGAUCCCGCGCGGCGCGGCCCGGGAAGCGGCAGCGGACAGGUGCCGCGGCCCGUCGCGGCCCUGCAGCCGUGGCAAGACCAGGGCGACUGCUGGUGCGCCGCCCGGUCCGUCAACCACCGCGGGAACCCCCACGGCGCCAGCCUCGCCGUCCGCCUCGGCCACCGCGUGAUCCCCCAGCACGUCGUGGUGGAGCACAUCCCCCCGGGGGCCACGAGCGAGCCGGGCGCCCGCCCGCGGCUCGUCCAGGUCUACGCGUCCAUCGACGACUCGGCCCUCCGCGAGCGCGUGCUCGACUUUGCCGCCGCCCACUUGCCGGACGACGACUCGGACUGGAACUACACGCCGCCCGAGUACCCGUCGCGCUUCGUCAAGAUCUCCCAGUUCACGUACGAGGCGGCCCACCGGGACGACGGGGUGCACGUCCACCGCCUGAGCAGCGAGCUGGUCGGGCUGGGCGCCGACACGGACCACGUCAUCAUCCGCGCGGUGAGCAACUACGGCGCCGAGAACCACACGUGCUUUUAUAGGGUGAGGCUGUACGGGUUGAACACCGAGGCGGAUCCCUGGCCGUAG